Messenger RNA from Pseudomassariella vexata, 1968 nucleotides. RefSeq names its product CDP-alcohol phosphatidyltransferase. Gene Ontology annotation, biological process: phospholipid biosynthetic process. Gene Ontology annotation, cellular component: membrane. Bases 347 to 1633 code for a protein of 428 amino acids. The record is from RefSeq and is a predicted model, not a curated record. Gene Ontology annotation, molecular function: phosphotransferase activity, for other substituted phosphate groups. The transcript is spliced from 4 exons. Lineage: Eukaryota; Fungi; Ascomycota; Sordariomycetes; Amphisphaeriales; Pseudomassariaceae.
CCCCAGUCCACUUGAGUCAAGACAUAAUCCCCACCAGGCCAGACCCUUCUAUUGUUCUUUGAUUUGACCUCAAACUUCCAAGACUUUGGCUUCAGAAAGGCAGAUUCCAAGUUGUGCAAACCUUUUUUUGUUCACGAUGCAUUUCUGUUAGUGGUGACGUCAAGUACAACGGCUGCGGCGACAAGAGAGACAACACUUUACAGCUAUCAUUGAUACCUACGGCUAUUCAUUCAUUGCGCGCCAACAUACGGUAUUGUAUAUCGAACCUGUGAGGCCCGUCGCAUCGCGAUUGUUCCAACAAAGCCCACCUAUCCACACCAGCAAGUGACGGCUAUAGCAAGCAAAGAUGGCGUCCAAUAACAGCAAGAAAGCCGCUGCCGAAUGCAUCUCGGAUGAUGCCCUCAUCCACUUGAAAUCGUACAAAUACUCAGCCGUCGACAAGUCGCCCAUAUCCCAAUACAUCCUGCGGCCUUACUGGAACGCCUUUGUCGAGCUCAUGCCAUUAUGGCUGGCACCCAACAUGGUGACCCUCAUUGGGUUCUUCUUCAUCCUAGGCAAUAUUGGUCUGCUGGUGAUAUUCAUGCCAGACCUGGUGGGGCCGGGCCCGUCAUGGCUGUACCUUAGCUUUGCCUUCGGCCUGUUUAUGUACCAGACGAUGGACAACAUCGACGGCAAGCAAGCACGACGAACGGGAACAUCGAGCGGACUCGGCGAGUUGUUCGACCACGGAAUCGAUUCUUUGAAUUGCACGCUUGCCAGCUUGUUGGAGACGGCGGCGAUGGCUUUGGGUACCUCCAAAUCGGGCGUAUUCACUGCCCUCGUGCCCUGUCUUCCCAUGUUCUUUUCCACCUGGGAAACAUACCACACGCACACGCUGUACCUGGGCUACUUCAAUGGACCCACAGAGGGACUCCUGAUCGCAUGUGCCGUAAUGGCGCUCUCCGGGAUCUAUGGGCCCGGCAUUUGGACCGAACGCAUCGUGGAUCUCGCUGGCUCAAAGAACCUUCUUGGCUACGAUCAUUUGGUUGGCGAAUACUCGAUUCGGGACAUCUGGAUUGUCAUUGUUGCCGGCGCUUUUCUCAUUGGACACGCGCCGUUUUGUGUCUACAACGUUGUCAAAGCCCGCAGAAAGGACAGACUCCCCGUCCUCCCAGUAUUUCUCGAAUGGAUCCCCAUGGCCGUCUACAGCUUCUCCAUUGCGGCUUGGCUGUACUCGCCCUACACGACGCUGCGAAGUGAGAAUCACCUGGUCCUUUUCUGCCUGACCAUGUCGUUCGUUUUCGGUCGCUUGACGACCAAGAUGAUCCUCGCACAUCUGACGAGGCAACCGUUCCCUUACUGGACCGUCAUGCUGAUCCCGCUCGUCGGUGGCGCGGUGCUAGGCAACCUUCCACGACUUGGUCUUGCACCUAUAUCGGCCGAGAUGGAGCUCUGGUACCUCAGAGCGUAUUUUGUCUUUUCCAUGGUGGUCUACUUCCGCUGGGCGUACCUGGUCACGACGAGUAUAUGCAACUUCCUCGGCAUCAACGCCCUGACAAUCCCGCACGAGAAACAGGUGGAGAAUAAGAGGAAAUUGCAACUCGCGGCCAAUGGUGCUGCCAAUGGCACAGCGAACGGAAAGAAGGAGCUUUAGGCCGCGCUGGCUUUGCGCAUAGAAUUGUCCGAUAACGUAGGAACGAGGUCAGAUGGUAGGGGCCCUUUUUAUGGAGCGACAUGAGCACUUGUUUGGCCCAAGACCAGUGUUUCGGGCAGCAUUUAUCGGGCGGCUAAAAACUUCUGUAAGGUUCUGGAGACUUUCUUGUGGCCGGCUCAAAGUGGCCAGGCCGGUGGAUUGGUGUAAUAACAGUAAAUCUUUCAGGCAUUGGCUACAACAGAGGCAGAGAGGUAUCAUUCGCAUGCAGGAGUUGCAAACACGGAGUAUUCGCAUUAACCAAGGCGUCAGGAAAAGGGAUGUAACAAAUCAGGAGU